Molecule: messenger RNA, 5580 nt
Organism: Closterium sp. Naga37s-1
Lineage: Eukaryota; Viridiplantae; Streptophyta; Zygnematophyceae; Desmidiales; Closteriaceae
Source: the annotation of a GenBank genome assembly
AUGGCGUCCCGCACUGCAGCUGCCCGCGUGUCUGAGUACAUGGGGUACCUCGAGAAGGGCCAGAUCCCCCCUGUGAGCAUCUCACUGGUACACUUCAACCUGGUUCUCAACAUUGAUAACGUCAAGUACAUGCUUGCGCUCAGCAGGCAGGGCCCUGGCAGUUACAAGAUCCGCAUGAACCAGCAGGAGGUGCUGGCGGAGGUGCACACGCUCAGAGAUGGUGGUCUGCUGUGCCAGUUGGACGGCAACAGUUACAUUGUGUACGCAGAGGAAGAGGCUGCGGGAACCCGCCUGCUCAUUGGGGGCCGUCCGUGCCUGCUCCAGAACGAGCACGACCCGUCCAAGCUGGUGGCGGAGACGCCAUGCAAGCUGAUGCGGCAGUUGGUGGAGGAAGGGGGCCACCUGAACAUGGAUGAGCCAUACGCGGAGGUGGAAGUCAUGAAGAUGUGCAUGCCGCUGCUCGCCCCCGCCUCUGGCUGCAUCCAGUGGCUCAUCUCCGAGGGCCAGACCAUGACCGCGGGAGAUCUCAUCGCGACCCUUGAUUUGGACGAUCUGACGGCCAGGAACGUCGUGCAGCAGUUCACGGGGGAUUUCCCCGAGCUGGGCACGCCCACAGUGCAGCCGGAUAAGGCCCACCACCGGUUUGCAGAGGCGCUCAAGAAGGCCGGGCUGAUCCUGGCGGGAUACGAGCACAACAGCGCAGAGGUGGUGGAGGAGCUGAUUCACGGGAUCAAGGACGAGUCGGUGCCGGCGCUGCAGUGGCAGGAGAUGGCGUCCGUGCUCGCCACGCGCCUCCCCAAGGAGCUCAAGGCCGAGCUGGACGCGCUGCUGAAGGCGUCGGAAUCAAGUCAAGGAACGUCCUCCCCGCGCCUGCUCUCCUUCCCCGCGCCCGAGUGCCUGCAUGUGCUGCGCUCGUUCCUGGACCGCCUGCCUGCCAAGGACCGCAUGGGGCAGCAGCAGCUCGUGGCGCCGCUGCUGCGAGUGGCUGAGUUGCAUGCGGGUGGCAGGGAGCAGUUCGGGCUGACGGUGAUCCAGGACCUGCUGAGCCAGUACCUGAGUGUGGAGAAGAACUUCUGUGAGACGCCGCAGGCGGAUGUGAUCGAGGGACUGCGCCAGACGCACAAGAAGGACCUGGCCAAGGUGGUGGACGUGGUGCUCUCUCACCAGGGAGUGGCGCGCAAGAACGAGCUGGUGGUGGCCAUUCUGGACCGCAUGGUGGCGCCCAACCCCAGCAAGCACAAGGCGAUGCUCAAAGAGCUCUCCUCGCUCUCCAACAUCAAGCACUCCAAGGUGCUGGUGAAAGCCAAGCUCCUCCUGGAGCAGGUGCAGCUGACAGAGCUGCAAGCCGGCGUGGUGCACAACCUCUCCAACCUCGAUAUCUCCGAGGGCGCCCUCUCUGCCAACAGCAGCAAAGCCGAGUUCUCCUCCACAGCAUCCGGAGCAGCAGGAGUAGCAGGGGGGGGAGGAGUAGCAGGAGGAGACGCAGGGGAUGUGUUGACUCCGAGAUCGCUGGACCCGAAGGCAGUGAAAGAGUCUCUCGAUGCACGCAUGGAGCGGCUUGUAGAUGCUCCCGUGGCCAUCGACGACGCGCUCACCUCCCUCUUUGACUACAUGGACUCGGGCGUGCAGUCCCGCGCAGUCGAGACGUACAUUCGGCGGCUGUACCAGCCGUAUAUUGUGAAGGACUCGGUCACGGUGGUUGCCGGGAACAACAAGUCGGUGGUGGCUUCCUGGGAGUUUUGGGAGGAGGGGCCGCCGCCGUCGAUUGAAGAGCUCGAGGAGGGCCCCGAUAGCCCCACGUUCAAGGCGAAGUCGACGGGGGGUGUGAAGCGGUGGGGAGUGAUGGUGGUGGCGUCGACGCUCCAGGAGGUGAAGGACUUGUUGCGCCCUGUGAUCUCGCAGCCGGACGGGUGGUUGCUGAGUGCGGUGGAUGGGAAGCAGACGAGAGUGGCUGCGGCCAGGAAGGGCAGUGCGGAGGAUCUGCCUUUUGGGGGGAUGAAGCGGAUUCGGACGUUUUUGGGGAUCCCGUUCGGUGCUGGGAAUGUGGCUCAUGUGGCUCUGCUGCCGAAACUCGACAGCCUAGCGGACAGCCCGUCCACUUUCCGCAUGGAGGACCGAAUCCACACGCUGCGGCGGUCCCUCCUGGAUGCCGACGCGGCCUCCACACUGCACGGCGCGGGCGUGACGGCCGUGAGCUGCAUGGUGGUGCAGCACGGGCAGGGCCGCGUGCCGCUCCGGCACUGCUUCCACUGGAGCGAGGAGCGGGAGACUUUUGAGGAGUGGCCGCUCAUGCGCCACGUGGAGCCUCCUCUCUCCGACCUGCUGGAACUGCAAAAGCUGAUGAGUUUUGGCGAGAUGCAGUACAAGCGGUCGCGCAACCGCCACUGGCACAUCUACUCCACCACCGAGAAGCCCUCCGGCAUCCGCCGCCUCUUCCUGCGCUCCGUCGUGCGCCUCCCCAAAUCCGCCACCGGCGGAGGAGGCGACUCCAGCCCCCCCGGCGGCAGCAGCGGCGGGAGCAGCUGGAUUGGUGGGGGUGGUGGGGGUGCGGAUGGUGUGGGUAGCGGGGCGGAGGUGACGCGUGAGCCGUCGUUUUCGGACUCGCUGGUGAGCGAAUGUACGGUUCAGAUCGAGGUGGCGGCGCGGACGCUGGCGGCGGCGAUCCAGGAGGCGUUGGAUGAGCCGGAGCUGGAGACGACGCUCAAGGCGGACCAUGCCCACAUCUUCAUGGCCCUGCUGGGGUCACUGUCGUUUGAGAUGAGCCCUCGCGCCUCAGGCUUCAACCUGGCGGAGGUGGAGCGCAUGCUGUGCGGCCUGGGCCGCCUGGCAGACGCCAAGGUCGCCCCGCGCAUGCGCUCGCUGGCGCUGUGCAUGUGGGAGGCGCGUGUGAAGGUCAAGGGCGUGGGCGUGGGCUCCGGCGCCUGGCGUCUCGUGGCAGAGAACCCCAGCGGCCAUGCCUGCCUCGUCCAGGCAUACAUGGAAGCUGACGACGCAGCCGGCAAGAACUUUGUCUACUUCUCCUCGCCGCCCAAGCUGCCGCGCACUGACAUGCCGUCGUGGCCCGACAACGCACUCAUCCUCCCGCCCGCAGCCCUCCCCGUGCGCGUCACCUCCUCGCUGCUGCCCAUGCCGUCCCCCUCCGCCCCCCCCGGGGGUGGCGGCACCACGAUGACGCUCAAGGGCAUGGGUCCGCUGCAUGGCACGCCGCUGUCUGCGCCGUAUGGUCCGCUCAGCUCCAUUGAUAAGAGGCGGCUCGCGGCUAGGAAGGCUGGGACCACCUUCUGCUAUGACUUCCUCUCGAUCUUCGAGGAGGCCCUGAAGCAGAUCUGGGCGGCAGCAGAGGCCAAGGGCACGCACACGGCGCCGCCCGCCCCGCACCUCACCUACAAGGAGCUCAUCUUCGCCGACCCAAACAUCGCAUGGGACGCAAAGCUACAGGAAACGGGCCGCCCGGCGGGCCUGAACAGCAUAGCCAUGGUCGGCUGGCGGCUCACCCUCCGCACACCCGAAUUCCCAGACGGCCGCACGGUCUACAUCGUGGCGAACGAUGUUACCAGAGGUGCUGGGGCCUUUGGUCUGCAUGAGGACAUGCUAUUCAAUGCGAUCACUCUAAAGGCGAUCAAUGAGAAAGCGCCGCUGCUGUAUCUCGCUGCGAACUCCGGUGCGAGGAUCGGGAUCGCGGAGGAGGUGAAGCGGUGCCUGCACGCCGCGUGGCUCGACGAGAAAAACCCGGAGCGAGGGUUCCAUUAUCUGUACCUCACUCCGGAGGACUAUACCCGCGUGCGGUCGUCUGUCGUGGCGCAUGAGGUGGUUAUGGAGCCGUCAGGGGAGCGGCGGUGGGUGCUGACGGAUAUCAUUGGGGCGGAGGAAGGGCUGGGAGUGGAGAAUCUGUCCGGGAGCGGCGCGAUCGCGAGCGUGUUCUCACGCGCUUUCCACGAGACGUUCACGCUGACGUUUGUCACGGGGAGAACGGUGGGGAUCGGAGCGUACCUGGCGCGGCUGGGCAGCCGGGUGAUUCAGAGGCAGGACCAGCCGAUCAUCCUCACAGGGUUCUCCGCUCUGAAUAAGCUGCUCGGGAGGGACGUGUACUCGUCGCACAUGCAGCUGGGUGGGCCGAAGGUCAUGGCUGUGAACGGCGUGGUUCACAACACGGUCGCGAACGAUCUCGAUGGGGUUCUGGCGAUUCUCCGCUGGCUCUCGUACGUCCCUGCGGCCGUCAACCGCCCGCUGCCGAUCGUCUCGAAGCCGCUCGAUCCGCCGUCGCGCAAGGUGGAGUACAACCCCACUACCUCCUGCGAUCCCCGCGCUGCUGUGGCUGGGAUCCAGUCCGGGACCCGCUUCCUCCGGGGGAUCUUCGACGAGGGAAGCUUCAUGGAAAUGCUGGACGGGUGGGCGAAGACUGUGGUGGUGGGGCGGGCGCGAUUGGGCGGCAUUCCUGUCGGGGUAAUUGCGGUGGAGACUCAGACAGUGUUUCAGAACAUUCCGGCGGACCCCGGGCAGCCGGAUUCGCACGAGCGGGUGCUGCCGCAGGCCGGGCAGGUGUGGUAUCCGGAUUCGGCUGCCAAAACGGCCCAGGCGCUGCUAGACCUGCGUUUGGAGGGGCUGCCACUGUUUAUUCUUGCCAACUGGCGCGGGUUCUCAGGAGGGCAGAGGGAUCUGUUCGAAGGGGUGCUUCAAGCGGGGUCGCUUAUAGUGGAGCAUUUGCGGACGUACGACCAGCCGGUGUUUGUUUAUAUCCCGAGGAAGGGAGAGCUGCGGGGCGGCGCGUGGGUCGUUGUGGACCAUCGGAUCAACCCGCACAUGGUGGAGAUGUACGCUGAGGAUUCUGCGAGGGGAGCCGUGCUGGAGCCGGAAGGAGUGGUGGAGAUUAAGUUCAGGCGGAGGGAGCUUAUAGAUGCGAUGCACAGACUAGACCCGGAGAUCAUAGACUUGGAUAAGGCGCUACGGGCAGCGAAGCAGCUGCAGGCGCAGGGGAGCGACAACGGCUCAGUCACGGUAACCGAGGGUCUGAUUGCGCAGAGGGAGAAGGCGCUUCUACCCGUGUAUACCCAGAUUGCAGUGCGGUUUGCAGAGCUGCAUGAUACCCCGAGGCGGAUGGCGGCAAAGGGCGCGAUCCGGGAUAUCGUCACUUGGGAGAACUCGAGGGCGUAUUUCUACUCGAGAUUGUGUCGGAAGGUCGCGGAGGACGGGAUCGCGAGGCAGUUCAUGUUGCAGGUGGAUGGGCUUGGGAAGAUUGACGCGAUCGCGGAGGUGAAGCGGUGGUACCUGGACGAGCAGAGGGUGAAGCGGGGGGAGAGUGAGGCGCUGAGGACGAGCGAGGCGAUAGAUGAGGAUGACUGGUCGGAUGAUAAGCAGUUUGUGGCGUGGGUGCAGGGCACGAGGAGGAAUGCGGAGGGGUUCAGGAGGCGGGUGAUGAGUCUGAGGGGAGGGAGGCUGGCGGCGGUGCUGACGAGGGAGAGGGACGCUGGGAGCAUUGCGGACGGGCUGGCACAGGCUGUGUCGAGUGUGCUACAGGCGCUCCCUGCAAGUGCUCGCAAGGACGCUGCUGCCAAAUUGGCCCAAGUGCUGGGCCAGCAGUGA